Messenger RNA from Colletotrichum fioriniae, 1926 nucleotides. NCBI's taxonomy places the organism in Eukaryota, Fungi, Ascomycota, Sordariomycetes, Glomerellales, Glomerellaceae. The record is from RefSeq and is a predicted model, not a curated record.
AUGGCAUCUUCUUCUAAACUUGAACAGCUCAGGGACUAUCUGUCGAGUCUGGACCCGAAGAACUCGUUAGAAGGGGUUUCAUUCCACUAUGACACGGCCAACGAGCUCGGCUUUAACCCUGGUGACCCAUUCGACUUCUUCGUCGCCACUCCAUUUGGCAAGUGGUCUAACACAUCACCUCCAAUCCCCAAUGUCGUUGCAGCUGCUGUUUCCGAGGCUUUGGAAAAUGGCAUAACCUCAAAGAACUUAUCGAUCGGCCAAGACGGAUCCAAGUACAUGUUCGUCGACUUACUCACCCUCGCACCAUUCAACUCCACUUUCUUCAUCAAGGGCAUCAGUCCGACUCUGAAUAAGCUCGUCAACGGUCUUCCAAGUGAUGUGACGCCAGUCAUCCGUCUGCUGUGCGGCGACAACGGCAUCACCGCCGCUCAGUUCAAGGACGCCAGUAACGGAUCCGGAUGGAAUGACUACAAGCAGAUCUUCUGGUCUAACAAUCAGCCAUCCAUCACGCACCCAAGGGCUCAGCUCUACAUUGGCUUUUACAACCCCGACUUCAAGUUUCAGCCGGGAGGCAGUGAGGCAUGGGUGAAGAAGCUUCAAGUCGAACUCAAGGAUUACUUGAGCAAGUCAGCUUUAUCCGGCUAUCCAUGGGUCAUCAAUCUGGCCACCACUCUCGUCAGCGAUGGCCUGUUGCCUCUCGCCAAGGUCGCCGAGACUAACGGGCUUCCAGCUCUCAGCUGGAACCACGCAAAAGUCACGGCGGUGAAUGGUACCACGAUGACCACGGGAGGUGCGAACCUGUGGGACAGUUAUGGCGAUACCCAGGUCGGGACCUUCGACUCUAUGGUCAAGAUCAGAGGCGAUGCAGCUAUUGAAGCUCACAAAUAUGCCGAUGCUCUGUGGAGGCAAAGUAGCUACCUCAACGACAUUCCUUCCGACGACAACGCUUCUUUCCGACACUCUAUUAAGCUUUCAGGGCCUACUCCAACAGGGGCGGACAGCUUUCAGGCAGACAAGGUUCCGCUUUUUGGUAACACCAAGCAGUCUGUGAAGAACUCUGGAUCACAAGCAGUCUUGACUACGAGCAACGUGGGCGAUCGUCUUCCUGGACCUGGUAAACACCGAUACCCUAUCCUGGUCCUGAACGUAGUGAAAGACAUUCUUAUGCAAUUGGUGUACAUGCAGACUACAAAGGGCUUCAACCCCUCAGGUGGCACAGCCCCUGAUCUGAAGGUGAUGAACACCGUUAUCGAUGCAUUGAGCGAUCAAGCCAUCCUCCCAGCCAUGCAGCGGUUCGACCUCAGCCCAGCUGUAUGGGCAAGCAAAGCUGCGCGAUUCCACGCCAUUGAGAAUGCGACGAGCAACAUCACACUCGCUCAGGAGAUCUUUGUGGAACCGUUCCUGCGAGGUAAUGCAGGCGCCAAUGCCAUAAAGGGAUGGCUCAAUACCAAACUCGGCCUCGACUGGGAUGAGUAUGUGGUCCCGUACGAUGUCAUGCAGGCCAUGUGCAAGGGUCUGCUCAACAUUGUCAAGAAUCACCCGCAAGACAAGAGCUUCGGUAUGCACAUCUUACUCACCACGAAGGAUGCCGGAGGAGGCUAUGGAGAUCCGUACUCAUGGAAAACCUUCCGGGAGAUCCUGACUGGCCUCCUCGGCGCACAAGAAUUGCCGUCAGGUACAACUGCUGCAGAGAUUAUUGAAGACCGGCUUCAUUGCAAGAGAAUUAUGCAGAACGAUAAUCGGUAUGGCCAACACAGUAAGAUCGUCUGUGUGGAUAGGCAGCUUUUGUAUGUGGGAAGCGACAACAUUUAUCCAGAGUACAACGAGCAGCAUGGUGUCUGGAUUGAUGAUACGAAGAAUAUCGAGGCAUGGUACAGCCAGUACUUUGAUACUGCAUGGCAAAAGGGAGCCGACAUCGUCGAUUAG